Messenger RNA from Argiope bruennichi, 1335 nucleotides. Its product is annotated as neural cell adhesion molecule 2-like. Gene Ontology annotation, molecular function: protein binding. The record is from RefSeq and is a predicted model, not a curated record. The transcript is spliced from 6 exons. Bases 1 to 1335 code for a protein of 444 amino acids. NCBI's taxonomy places the organism in Eukaryota, Metazoa, Arthropoda, Arachnida, Araneae, Araneidae.
AUGGUUCGACCUAUAUCUGUGAAGAUGGAGGGUGGUCCGAGGCCCAUGUCAGCAGAAAAGCCGGUGGACAUCGUCUGCAAGAGUGCCGGAUCCAAACCACCGGCGGUCAUCUCCUGGUGGAUGGGCAGCACUCGCCUGAAGCACAACAAGGACACGGUUUCGGCAGACGGGAACUUCACCAGCAGCGUCCUCACCUUCCGACCCUCCAUCGAUGACAACGGAAAGCAACUAACCUGCAGGGCCGAGAACCCUCUCAUAGCUGGGUCCGCUCUAGAUGACACCUGGGACCUAGAAAUUCAUUAUGUUCCUCAACUUGUCCUCCGACUUGGAAGCAAACUUCGUCACUUCCGGAUACAAGAAGGAAAUGACGUAUAUAUGGAAUGUGACAUCCGUGCUAACCCAUGGGUGACAGAGAUUGGCUGGACCUUUGAAGGACGGGAAUUACACACCAAUGUCUCGGCAGGACUUAUAAUCAGUAAUCAAUCAUUAGUUUUGCAAAGAGUCCAGAGGACAAACAGAGGUCACUACACGUGUUCUGCAUCCAAUUCCGAAGGCAUAGGAGAAAGCAAGCCUCUAUAUCUCUCUAUUCAAUACUCUCCCGUGUGCGUGCCCGGUCAAAAGAUCCUGUACGGGGCAACGCGUCAUGAGGAAGUGAAGGUGGUCUGUGAAGUGGACGCCGACCCCACAGAUGUCUCAUUCCACUGGAGUUUCAACAAGAGCGGCGAAAACAUAGAGGACGUUCCUUUCGUGAGUGAAGGAACGCGAAGCACUGCGACUGUAACUGCUAAGACCGAUUACGACUAUGGGACUCUUACAUGCACCGGAAGUAACAGUGUCGGCCUGCAGAAAGAACCUUGUGUUUACACGGUUAUCACAGCAGGUCCUCCAGACCCCGUCCAGAACUGUACGCUCAUGAACAUAACGCAGCACUCUUUCAGACUGGAGUGCACGGAAGGAUCGAACGGGGGUCUCCGGCAGCACUUCGUGAUGGAAGUGCACGACACUCAGCUGCACAGGCUGCGCGCCAACCACACCUCCGACAGCCCCGUCUUCCAGGUGCGCGACCUUCCCCCCGACACGGGCUUCGUGGUCGUCGUCUACGCCGCCAACGCCAAGGGGAGAAGCCAGGCGGUCGUGCUGAGGGUCAACACGCAGAACAACAAACAGCCGGAUCACCGGAAAGGCAGUCGAUGGCAAUUGACGUCGCAGGUGAUGGUGGUCAUUCUGUCAGCAGUGGUACUGGUCAUCCUACUCACCGGGAUAGCCGUCAUACUUAUAAGGAAGACAAGGAGAAGAAUGCACGACCAAAAGAGUGAGUACAGGAUUCACAUUUGA